AUGCCUGGAGGCAUCGAAAGCCCCAACCACCCGAAUACUGAUGUAUCAACUAGUGUUUUCCGCCAACUCGGGCGCGCAACUUGGGUUCACAUGUCAGAGCUUGCCUCGACUAUGUAUGAUCAAUGUAUAAAUGGCAUCACCAAAGAUGCCCUAUGGGGUGAGAAUGCGGAAGAGUUUGGAUCUCGCAUACUCUCUCUAUCAAGCGUGGUCACAUUGAGCCAUAUCAUCAUUGGUAGUGGGCUUGACGACGACGAGGCGGCUUUGGAUCAGGACAAUUGGACCAUCGAUGCGGAUUUGGCCGGAGUGAGUAACCUCGCAUUGGCCAAUAUGGCGUAUGGGGCUGAUAUCAAAUACGUUGAUGGGAAUUGGGGGGAGGACGGGACGGGGGAGAUUAAGCGUUAG
Paracoccidioides brasiliensis Pb18 is the source of this 402-nucleotide messenger RNA. RefSeq lists its product as uncharacterized. The transcript is spliced from 4 exons. The record is from RefSeq and is a predicted model, not a curated record. Bases 1 to 402 code for a protein of 133 amino acids.